UCAGACUUCAAUUAGACGCCGGCGAGGAGGGACGCCGUUACAAUGGCUACGUUCGACGAUGCGGAAUUAUAUAGGCAUCCUCAGUAUGUGGAAGGUCUUGUUCACUGGCAUGAACGCUUCCGUGAACCCAUUUCCCCUGCACUCAAGGAGGAGGUCUACGCGAACUUCAAGUUUUCCUGGUUCUGGAAGGAUCACCAAAACAAGAAACGAAUUCAGCAGAUCCUCGAUGAGAGAUACAACUUUGUCCCCGAGCGCCCGUAUGUGGCGAGCAGGGCCUUCUACCAGAAUGUGACUCGGGUCCGCGUCACUUGCAUUUACUGCACCUGCGAUCUGCUCACUUAUGAUAUUUUGCAGGCCCAUAAUGCUGGCAGGAAACAUAAGAAACACUUUGAAGGAGUGGAAAUAAAUGGUCUUGGACAAUCAGGUUCUCACAGAACCAACGAACUCCAGCAGAUGGCCAAUGCAUCAGGCGCAAUAAAUCGUGACCUAUCGGCUUCAGGUCAUAAAUCCCCUGUAAAUGAACUUAAGCCUCUUAUGGCUUUGGAGCUAUCUACAGUCAACCAUAGGCAGACAGUAGGACAGCAUAAUCAUUCUGAUGCCAGUGUUCCCCAAACACCUGCCGUCGCCAGAAGGAAAACACAUGCCCCAACAACGGUUUGGCGAUCAGCCAAAAAACGGAAAUCAUCUCGCAUGUAGAAGUAAAGAUAUCGAUGAGAGUGAGCUUUUACUUGGGAAGCGUUUAGCUAAAUUUGUACGAACUCAAAACGUGAUGUGUUCAGAUGAGAGUUUAGAGAAGAGAAAAAAAGAAGGGGAUAUGGUGAAUGGAAUGAGGAAAGGGAAACAAGAAAAAAAUGCAUUCUUAAAAGAGUAAAGAAAAAAUAAAAGUAAAAAGAAAUUUUGGGUAAUUUCAACAGUAUGCUAAUAUCGGUUUUAUCCCCAUGAUUAAGUUAUCUUUAGCUAAAAAACUUAUUAGCGUGGAUUACUCGUACUUAGAGAUGGUUGGAGAUAUGAACAAAGUGAACACUAAAGGAGAGGAAACAACAAAAGCCUGAAUAUCAAAUUAUUGCAUUUCGGUUAACCCUUGUCAGCUGUCAUACAAUUUAUUUUAUUCUAAUUUGCUGGAAAGCUUAUUAAUUUUUGUUCUUAAUUAUAAGGCUUUGAAAUUAAUUACUUACAAACAUUAUCAUAUACAGCUUAAACUUGCAUUUAUUUUACGUUAGUGCAAGAUGAUGUGUAGUUGCACCAUAAGAAACUAUAAUUUGGAUGUGAUUUAGUGUUUUGAUAUUCACUUAGGUUGAAACUAAAACCAGUAUACUUUGCCAUUAUUACCAACACUAAUUUUCAUGUACAUAGAGGAUUUUUAGAAGAAAGAUUUAUUUUCAGAACAUGAUUUGCAUCAAGGCAAAGAGAAAUAAUAUGGAGAUUAUUUUCUUUUAAUAAUUAUAAUUUGAAUUUAAGUUGAAGAAUAACUUUGAAUUUGUUUUUCUAUGCUUUGGAUAUUAUGUUAUAUUCUGUUGGAAAAUAAAAUCAGUUUUAAGUUA
This is a messenger RNA of Penaeus vannamei (Pacific white shrimp), 1541 nucleotides long. The record is from RefSeq and is a predicted model, not a curated record. Lineage: Eukaryota; Metazoa; Arthropoda; Malacostraca; Decapoda; Penaeidae.